GUUGUCAAUAUAUUUCAAAUGCCCUCUCUACUUUUCAAAGAAUUAAUCCUUUUAUUAUAUACAUAUUUAAUUAAUUAUAACUAAUAGCAAAUGGAGAACGCCUGUUGAUAGGCAAUACUUUGACAUCUAAACAUUUUACAAAUAUUUACAUAUAUUAUUAUAAAAAUUAUAAUUGAAGUGGGUAAAAUAAUUAAAAGUACUAAAUACUAAAACACUAAAAGUAUUAUAUGUUUGAAGUUAAAUUCCAAAAAUUGUUUGUUGAGUAAUUGAAAGGUUCUUAUUUUAAUCAUGUUAAUUUUAAUGUCGUGUAUGGUCACCAUGGAUACGAUAUAAUAUCAGGAACAUUGAUUUCCGACAUAAUUUCUAAUGAAAUAGCUCGGCUUUUUUCUUUAACGAAGAAUUUUUUUUUAUUGACAUUUUGGUGACAGUUUUUAAUUAGAAAAAAAAAUGAAUGAACACAGAGGAAGUUCAUUUGUUCAUUCUUGUGUCAAAGUUCCGGUUGAUCCUUACAGUAGGCAACCAACGCCACUGUAUGAACGUCCUCGAGUUACAAAUAAGACAAAAAGAUACAAUGCGUCGAGUAAAAGUAAAAAAAUUAAUUUCGACACGAGUAAUUCGAAUGUUACGAGUCCAAGGGAUACAUUGGAGAAUUUUAUGGAUUUUAUGGAGAGUAUACCGGAUUAUAAUGACGUGCAUCAUUUAUCGAACGAACAAUUUAAACAGAAAUUGGAUUAUCUCAAGAGAAAGCAAAGAAUAUUGUUGAAGAAUUUACAAAAUUGUCUCGAUCAAGAUGAGACGGAAAAUAUUAUAAAUCGUGAAAUAUCUGCCGAUUCGCAAAGUCAAAGGUGCAAUAAUAAAACAAAAGAAUGGUGUAACGAUAACAACAAUGAUUUAAAAUUAAAGGGAAGAAAAUGUAAUUUUGAAGAGUCGAGAACAAACAGUCCGAUUCUUUAUGCUACCGGAACAUUUGACAGAUUGGCCGAGGAUCAGGAUCUUCUCACUUAUCGGGGGAAGGAUAAAACAAAGUCGGCGAAGACGAUACACAAUUCGAAACUCCAUUCGGAAAAUAAAUCCUGGAGUAUUGAGAGUGAAUCGAAAAGUCCCGAUAGUGUGGAAAGUGACAAUGAAAAUAGUUUGGAGACAAAAAGUUUGCCACCUCAUAGUCCGGAAAGAUGGCAUCCAACUGUACCGAAACCAUUUAAUUUCACACUGAGAGAGGAGGCUGAAAAGUACAUGAAUUUGGUAGAAGUGGAAAGUGAACCACGAAUUUAUCCAGAUGCAAAAAAGAAAAAACGACGAACUAGACCCAUUCCAUUGACAUCGAAAAUACCACUUUACGAUAAACUUGUCGCAGCCAAAGAAGAGAGGAGUCGAUUGGUGAGAGAGGAGAGCAUGUUGAAUUUACUCUCCCAAGUGAGACCAUUUAAAUUGGAGUGUGAAAAGAGAGCUUGGAAAGCACUUUCGAGAUCGAGUCCCGAACUUUGUGGGAAAAAAAUACGUUGCAAUUCAUCUCGAUUUAAAGCAAAACCAGUUCCAAAGAAUUUAUUCAACACUGACAUUUAUGAUCGAAUGCUGGAAGAUGAUUACUACAGAUCCAUUCAGAAAAAAAUGAGAGCUUCAGAAUUGAUGAAAUCAUCAAAUUUGCCACCGUCCAUGGCAAGAAGAGAACGUCUCAGAUCAACUUCUCUUCAUUCUCAAUGCAGUACCGCGAAAGAAUCGGCAAAUGAAAAAAAUUGCGAGAGUCGAGAAUCGUCGAGAAUUUACAAUGACUCUUCAUUGCAAUUAAUAAGAUCGAAAUCUGCUCUUGCUGCUCUACCGAUUAGGGGAAAUAAUUUGGCGGCCGUCCUGAGAUGUCAAGCUUCUCGUGAGAAAAUGGAACGAGAAAUUCAAGAAAAAUUGGAUGAAAAACGUCGGGAGGAGUUCAUAAGAAUUAGAGAGUCUCUCAUUGGCCAAAAACCAGCUUGGAAAGCGUUGCGAUCAGCUGCCAGACACGAGCACGCCAGGGACUUGGAUUUCAGGUUUCAUCUUCGACAGGACGAAGCUCGAGAGCAAGCCGAGCGUCAUCGAAUUCAAAUGGAAAUGAUGCUGAGUCGAGUGACACGAAUUCCAACCCUUUUCGAGCGACAUUCUCAGAGUUUUCAGUCUUUACAAUUACAGUCGAAGAGCGACAUGACGGAAGCAUUUCAUACGAAGAAAAUAAAAUUGAAGAGACGACAAAGACCGAGUAGUGUUGAUUCUUACAUAAGCGGUGGCAGUGGAUCGAGAUCGAAUUCAGACUCGUUAACGAGUUCCUCAGGGACACUGGUCUCCCUGACACCAUCAUUCAAGUCUUCCGAGUCAAAAAAGUCUGAAGUUUCAACUGGAAAAUCCGAAGCUUCCAAUAAAAAGAAAAACGAGCGAGGACCCCUUAAGGUCUCAAUAAACGAGACCGCUCAACUUAUUGUGGAUCGUGGUUCAAAUAGUGGACGAUUUUCCAUCAAUUCUCAAGUCAGUGAAUAUCACAGUUCAGCUAAUGUCGAUAAUGACAAAUUAUAAAAACAGUAAAUUUUUAUUUCUACCAAUUAUUAUUCUACGAAUUAUUAUUCUACGCUAAUUAUUAUUCUACGCUCAUUAAUUUAGAAUAAUUUUUCAAAAACCAAGAAUUCUUUUUCUAGAGAAUUCAAUUUUUUGAAUUCAAUCGAAACGUAGGUGAAGUUAAACGAUUGAGGGUAAAAAAUAUAUUUCUUGACGAAUAGAAUAAAAUUAGUUCACGAAUCUUUCUUUUUUAAAUUAUUGACAAGAACAAUUUUUUUUAUGGAAAAAUAUAUUUAAAGUUCUAAAUAUUUUUUCUUCAACUGUGAACUUCGCCAAAGUCAAUCGAAAAGAAUUUAAAUUCAUGGAGACAUUUAAACUUUUUAUUUGCUCAUUUUGCGUAAUAAAAGUAAAAAAAAAUAGAUACAAUAACAAAUGGAGAAUAUCAGGGAUAAAAAAUUUAAAGAUUGAUUGAUCUACUUUCCUAAAUAUUAAAUUAUCUUUUAGAAUUCUUUUUAAUUCU
This is a messenger RNA of Leptopilina heterotoma, 3034 nucleotides long. RefSeq names its product protein FAM161A. The transcript has 11 exons. Bases 448 to 2535 code for a protein of 695 amino acids. The record is from RefSeq and is a predicted model, not a curated record. Gene Ontology annotation, biological process: cilium organization. Gene Ontology annotation, cellular component: cilium. NCBI's taxonomy places the organism in Eukaryota, Metazoa, Arthropoda, Insecta, Hymenoptera, Figitidae.